Ylistrum balloti is the source of this 699-nucleotide messenger RNA. RefSeq lists its product as uncharacterized. NCBI's taxonomy places the organism in Eukaryota, Metazoa, Mollusca, Bivalvia, Pectinida, Pectinidae. Bases 10 to 513 code for a protein of 167 amino acids. The record is from RefSeq and is a predicted model, not a curated record. The transcript has 3 exons.
AACGACACAAUGUCAGAAAGGAUACUCGUACUACAAACAGGAGGCACAAUAGAUAAAUGCUAUCCAAAAACCAUUCUUGGGUAUUCUUUCGAGAUAGGCGAACCUGCCGUCUCGCGCAUCCUUGACCGUGUGAAAUCAUCCAUGGCCGUGGAAGUACAGAGUGUAUGCAGGCUGGAUAGUCAGGAUGUACGCCAGGAGGACAGGAUGAAACUUGCCCAGGCGUGUCGUGAAACAAAUGCCAAGAGGAUUUUAAUUACCCACGGUACAGACAAGAUGUUGGAAACGGCUGAAAUUUUGUCAAAAGAAAAGCUUGAAAAAGUUAUAGUCCUUACGGGUUCUUUCCUUCCGGAAAGGUUUAAGGAUACUGAUGCCGAUUUUAACAUAGGGUUUGCCUUUGGAUGUUUACAGACAAUGACAUCCAGCGGUGUAUUUGUGGCUAUGAACGGUUGUAUCAUACCUUGGUCGAAAUGUCACAGAGACUCUGUGACAAACAUGUUUGGACCUGUUCUUUAACGACACCAGAUUAUAAGAACAUUGUCCUCUACGGACCUUUAAAAUGUUUUUUUAAUGACUUACCUGAUCAAUUUUUCACAGCCAUUUGAGGUGUUGACAAUUUCGCAAUAUUAAUAAUGAACCAACGUACAACAUUCAAUGGAUCGAUUGGCGAUUUUCUCGAUAAUAAACUUACCGUCUGAUUUC